This is a messenger RNA of Debaryomyces fabryi, 3525 nucleotides long. It is a transcript of the gene TSC11, whose product is annotated as TORC2 complex subunit. The record is from RefSeq and is a predicted model, not a curated record. Gene Ontology annotation, biological process: TORC2 signaling. Gene Ontology annotation, cellular component: TORC2 complex. NCBI's taxonomy places the organism in Eukaryota, Fungi, Ascomycota, Pichiomycetes, Serinales, Debaryomycetaceae. The transcript has a single exon. Bases 1 to 3525 code for a protein of 1174 amino acids.
AUGAGAUCGUCUAAACUGGAGAAUGACUUUAUGAAUAGAGACAAUCGGGACCGUAGCUCUACUAUGAACUCGAUUGACAGUCUCAAUAUCAACUCAAUUGAAAAUACUAAAAUGUACAAAACUCACACCGAUCAAGAUGAUAUAAAAGAACUAAUUAAUGAAACCCCUGCAAAUACCAAAAGUCCUACUUGGCUAUUAAGUGAUAUCCUACAAUCAUUUAGUAGUAUAAGAGAUAAAGAUGAAUACCAGAUCGUCUCAAAAGGAAAUGAACUAGUAUCAAUCCUCAUAAAACAUCCCCAUUUAAAGAACGAUAUAAUCCUCAAGAACUUUUUAAAUAAAAUUCAAUUCAUGCUUUACCACGAUGUAUCAGAAGUUAGAGCUGUGGGCUAUCGUAUUAUACGAUACAUUAUAUCUGAUUACGAAUCUUUAACAAUCUUAAUUCAAUCAAAGAUCUUAAUAUUUAUAAUAAUAUCCUUGUCCACGAAUUCCUCGUUGCUAGAAAAAGAGCAGGCCCUUAAGUUAAUCAGAGAAUUUUUGAACAUCCCGAAGGGAACAGAUAAUCUAUCUAUUGGUGUUAUUAAAAGUCUCAUAGCGAUAAUUGAGAUUAAUGAGCCGAUGACUAAUAUAACUGAAAACUUCAAGAAAAUAUGCAUCGAAACAAUUUGUGAGAUAGCAUUAUUGAGGCCCGAGUUAGUUUUUCACAGUAGUGGGUUCAAUGUUAUCAUUGAAACUGUAAUCGAAGAUGAUUCAGUCGAGCUAUCUGGUAAUUGCCUCCUUGUUCUUAUAAAAGUGCUAGACUCAGAGAAUACUCGAAAAUUCUUAAGAAAUGGCCAUGAUUUGAACUCAUUGGUAUCAGCAUUCUCGAACAUUGAUCCAAGUGAAGAGGACAGAAAUAUUCCUAGUUUCAAAUUACAAAAGGCUGCUUUCCUGCUCUCAAUUAUAUUGAAGAACUGGAACGGUUUAAUGAGCUUUUCUCAUAAUAAUUUUGAAUGUAUUAAAGAUUUAAUAUGUAAUUUAAAGAAGAAAAGCCCUAAAUUACGAGAUAUAAUUAUGGAAAUUUUACUAGACUUGUUAAGAAUCGAAAUGUUUCCUUGGUUAAAGUCGUCUAGCAUCGGUGAUGUAAUCCAUAGCUUUAAUAAUUAUGGCAACAAUUCUAACUUUACCUUUGAGUACGACGAAAUAAGCCCCGAAAGCUUUGAGUUUAACAUUAUAAACCACUAUUUGGGUUUAAUUAUAGCUAUUUUAAUUAACCAUGGUAUUAUCGAUCUCUUGAUUGAAGUCAUCGAAGAAAAUUCAAAUGAAUCGAAUACGAAAAAGGCAACAAAACUAGUCACCCAUAUAUACUCAAUGGCUAAUAAUUUUCUUCCUGAUGAAUUGCUUCACGACAAACUUUUAUUAUCAUCUUUGCGUAAGGAAUACCUGGAACUUUCGUCAACCUUUAAGAUUUGGCAGUCGACCCGAAAAUCAAAUCAAUUAACUCAGGCUUCGGGGUUCGAUCCUUCAAAUCAAUCAUCGAAGAAAUUAAGGUUGUAUAUCAAGAAUGUUAGCAUAGGCUCAAGGUACAACAUAGAUGACCUAGAAUUUAAAAAUAUGGUUACUAACAUCAGAAUUUUAACCAUCAAAGAGUUCGAGGAUUGGAAUUGGAAUCUAUUAUUCAGCUUUAUCCAGGGCCCUUUACGGAAUCCUAGAAGAUUCGAUGAAAUUCUAGAAAAGAAUCCUAAAUUCUUAAAGAGAUUGAUGUCAUUUUAUAGACCCUUUAAGUUUCGGUUCUGCAAUAUGCCAAUUACUCACAAAAAUUUCAAAAUGUAUAUAAAUAUUGGUUGUCAGUUAUUGGAAACCUAUUUGACUUUAAACCAUGGUAUAAAAUAUUUAUCGUCUAACAAAUUGUUGCCACAAUUAUCAGAAAUAUUUGCACAAGUGGAUCCAUAUAGUGGGAUUGUUGCAAAAGAACCCAUCUUGUCUAAAAAGAGACUUGAAAAUACAUUAAGCAUUGGUUACCUCAAAUUUAUUGGUAUCUUAUCAGCAAAUACUUAUGGUCUCAAAAUGUUAGAACAAUGGCAGUUCAUUAACUUGUUCCAUAAUAUAAUAGAGGGAAGUCGAGAUUCCGAGUCUAAUAAUUAUUUAAUAAUAAAUCUAUUGAACAGCUUAGACUUCACUAUCGAUAGUCAAUUGAGAAUUGUUUUAUCAAAAGCAAUUUGUAUAUCCAAUUUAAAGGUACGCAAUUUUAUUAUUGACAGCAUAAUUUCGAAAUUGAUAAAAGUCAAGGAAUGUGAACACUUUGUUAUCAAGUUAUUAGUGAACCAGAUAUAUGACAUUGAUCUGGAAAUUUCAGAUAAAUCAAUUAAUUUAUUAUACGAAUGUUAUUUGAGUAAUGAUAUUAAUAUUUUAAAUCUUAUCAUACGCUUGAGACCUUCAAUAGUAAUUUUAUCGAAACAUGCAAGCGGGAAGAUGUUAUUGAUGAAUUUUAUGAAAACAUCAAUAGGUUUCAAGUUCUUGGAGGAUUCAGGGUUUAUCGAUGCAGAGUUUGAUAAAUGGAUAAAUCUAAUCGGGUAUGAAUAUGUCAGAAAGAUUGAACUUUUGUUGCAAAGGAGGUUUUUCCCAUAUGUAUCCUCUAUAAGCCCCGACGAGAAACUUCCAGUUCAUUUCUUCAAUUAUUUGUUACAAACAGAAGAAGGUUUAAUGUAUUUCCAAACUCUUAAGCAAAGAAAUUAUUUAGAGAACUUGAUUUCAAAUAUUGAGCUGAUUUCGUCGAAGAUAGCUGAAGCUAACAAUGAUGAAAUAUCCGUAGACGACUGGGACGAAGAAGAAGAUCAAAGCAAGCUAAUAUAUAAGCUAAAACAAAACUUGUGGAUUAUUGGGAGUAUAGCAUCGGCAAAGUACGGAAUUCAAUUAUUGGAUACAGCUUACACCAACAUGGAUAAGUCAGUUGUUUCAAUGAUUCUAAAUUUGUUCUAUAAUUCACCCAGUUGGCAAAUAAGAGGGAUUUCUUUCUAUGUAAUUGGAAGCAUUGCAUCGACUAUUGAAGGGAUUGAGAUUUUAGAUGAAUUGAAUUGGUAUUCAGUUCUAGAUAAGUAUAACAACCCAAUGAAAUUAAGUUACCCUAAAGAUCUUUAUUCUAAGGAUAUCUUCAACAUUGAAAUUAAUAAUCCGUAUCGAGAUAUUAAAUACUAUUCAUUAUUUAGUGGAGGUGAUGAGAAUUUGGAAACUGGUAAGUUAUUUGGUGAUAUUGAGGAUGAAGAGUUUUUCGAUCAUGAAAAGAUUUAUGAAAAGAUUUUGAACCUCGUAAAACAUUCAAGCUCUGUAUUGAAUAGGAUAGCCAGGAAGGCAACCAAACAAUUAACGUUCAUUAAGAAAAAUUCUCCUUCAGUGUUUGAGAAUAUAAGUCUUUUUUUGAAAAUAAUUAAAUUAGUUGAUAGAGGAAGUUAUAAAUUUAGCAUUAGAAUGUUUAUAUUCGAACUAUUUUUAGACACUAAGGUUUUAGAGAAUCUAGUGAAAAAGGAUAGAAAGAAUAUUAAUAUCAAAUAA